AUGGGACGGGGGUUGGGCGGGCAGCUGCCUCGUAGGGUCUCAGGCGGCAUAUGUGGCGUCGCGGCUGGGCACUCUGAAAGUGAAGAACAAGCAGGUGGAUUCGAGGUACAGGUUUCAAGGGGGGAGAGAGAGGAAAAACAGCAGCGGGGAAAAGAGAGUGGGGAGGAGGAAAAUGCCUGCGAGGAAAAAGGGAACUGGGUCCCCCUCCGUGAUGUAAUAGCUUUGUUCUAG
Molecule: messenger RNA, 231 nt
Organism: Penicillium digitatum Pd1
Lineage: Eukaryota; Fungi; Ascomycota; Eurotiomycetes; Eurotiales; Aspergillaceae
Source: RefSeq, a predicted model, not a curated record